Molecule: messenger RNA, 450 nt
Organism: Saprolegnia diclina VS20
Lineage: Eukaryota; Oomycota; Saprolegniomycetes; Saprolegniales; Saprolegniaceae
Exons: 2
Coding region: 1-450 (149 amino acids)
Source: RefSeq, a predicted model, not a curated record
AUGCAGCAGGCGUCGGUGCCGGUUCAUUCGACGCAGGGCUCGGCAGUGGUUCAGCUGUCGUGGGCGUCGGCACGGUGGUUUGUCGCGUUGGUAGCGCUGGGCGAGGGCGACAACGUCACGGGCGCGUCUGUCGGGCCCGAUGGCGUCGUCGUCACAUUCGGUAAAGGGCUUGGUGUCGACGCGACGGGCGUCAACGUUGCCGGCGUCGGCGUUGUUGACGGGGCGUCGGUCGCGUUUGUCGGCACCGGCUCCGGCGUGCUCGUCACGCCAUCGAUCGGCGCUGGCGUGAACGUCGGUGCACUCGUGUUGGUGUCGACCACAGGUGCACUCGUCGUGCUGUUAUUGUCCAAGGGCGUUGGCGCAGUCGAGAUCUGGGCAUUCACGACGGCUGCCGCGAAGGCGACGGCCGCGAUACAUGCCGAGGGGCGCAUGUGGGGCUUGAUUCACUGA